This is a messenger RNA of Echinostoma caproni, 1290 nucleotides long. NCBI's taxonomy places the organism in Eukaryota, Metazoa, Platyhelminthes, Trematoda, Plagiorchiida, Echinostomatidae. The record is from the annotation of a GenBank genome assembly.
AUGCCAUUACAGUCUUAUGAAUGCUCCUCUCUAACCCACCGGUACGCCCGGCUGGGUGAUCAACAGUCAUCUUCGGUUACCUCAGCACCAUUGCCACCACACACUCAUACACAUUCACAAGGUCCUGGCACCAGUAAAUAUACCUCCUCUGUGGAUUUGCUGACCAGUUUAACCGGUAUCGAUGGCGUUUCCGUCUAUCUAUAUCAUAAUCCCCGAUUACGAGGUUGGCUCCAGUAUCUGCUCCCAAAUCGAAUGAAUGAGGUACUGGGUGUGCAGCAUAUCAAAGCUUAUGUAUUUGAUGAUUCAGUCGUUCUCAGUGGAGCAAACUUAAGCCACGAGUACUUUGUCAAUAGGCAGGAUCGUGCUUGGCUAUUUGGUCAGUUUCCCGCCCUGGCAGACUUUUACACCGGUCUCGUGCGAGUUCUCAGUCAGUUUUGUUAUCGGCUUGCUCCAGACGGAUCUUUACAUAGACACUCCCUCGCGACAGACCCAGUGACUACUCCUCUACGGUCGUUUGAAAAGAGAUUUCGGGCUGCGUUAGAACACUACAUAAAUGAUGUACGAACGCGGUUCCCGGCCGAACACAUUCAACCAAAUCAAUCCACACUCAUUUGCCCCUUGGUCCAAUUUGGACCGUAUGGAAUUCAAAAUGAGGAACAGUUUACACUCAGUCUACUACGCCACAUUAUCUCAGACACGGAACAUCAUUACGACAUGGCCCUUGCCUCUGGCUAUUUCAAUUUGACGGAGUUCUAUGCUAAAUUGUUGAUAGAUUUUGGCACGUAUCAGCUUCGAUCGAAACUGACCCUUUUGUGCGCUUCACCCACGGCAAACGGAUUCCUCAAUUCUCGUGGACUAUCUGGUUACAUUCCAAUGGCCUAUCGGGAAUCAUUAAUUAGGCUGCUGACGCGGUUUGGUCCACAUACCAGGGGGAUCGCCUAUCCAACCAUACUGGAAUAUAACCGUCCUGGUUGGACUUUUCACGCCAAAGGGCUCUGGUAUGAACGAUAUCAGCAUUCUGAAAAUAAUCCGCAACACUCGGACACAUCGUUCACACUAAUUGGCUCGUCCAAUUUCAGUUAUCGAUCACUGAAUCGAGACUUGGAAAGUCAGGUGGCCGUAUGGACAACUGACCCUGUUUUGCGAGCGCAAAUUCAAAACGAGCGUAAUCAUCUGUUUCAGACCACCUACGCUUACCCAGUGCUGUUGUCCAAACUUGUAGCUCAAACCCAGUUCCGAUUACCUUGGUAUAUGCGAGUUUUAUUCCCUAUAUUGCAUACUUACAUGUAA